GUGUUUUGGGCGGCUCGUGCAGACAAACAUCAGCUGAGUUCCGCCAGCCUGGCAUGAUUUAAACUCGUACGUUUACCGCAGCGAAUGUAUAACUACAUAACGCCUUUGUAGAGAGUAAACGUGCCCGCUGAGCCAUGUGGAUUACACCGGAGGAGGUGUUACUGGCGAACGCGCUGUGGGUUAGCGAGCGGGCGAAUCCCUAUUUCAUUCUGCAGCGGAGGAAGGGACACGGCAGAGGAGGCGGCAUCACGGGUUUGCUGGUGGGUACGUUGGACGUUGUGUUGGACUCUAGCGCUCGUGUGGCUCCGUACCGAAUUCUGCACCAGACGGGAGAGUCCCAGAUCUUUUGGAACAUCGCUUGUGGUUCGUCUCGUAAGGAGAUCACUGAGCACUGGGAGUGGCUCGAGUCCAAUCUACUCCAGACUCUUUCCAUCUUUGACAAUGAUGAUGACAUCACCACCUUCGUCAAGGGUAAAAUACAGGGCAUCAUCGCUGAGGACAAUAAGAGCGGCAAAGCUCAGGAAGACGAGGAUCCUGGAAAGUUUCGUGAAGCCGAGCUGAAGAUGCGGAAGUUGUUUGGAAUGCCAGAGGAGGAGAAGCUGGUGAACUAUUAUCCUUGCAGCUAUUGGAAGGGUAGAGUCCCACGACAGGGCUGGAUUUACCUGUCCAUCAAUCACCUGUGCUUCUACUCCUUCCUGCUUGGAAAAGAGGUUUCGUUAGUAAUUCAGUGGACAGACGUCACUCAGUUGGACAAGAACGCCACGCUGGUUUUUCCAGAGAGCAUCCGUGUGAGCACUCGGGACACUGAACAUUUCUUCUCAAUGUUCCUCAACAUCAACGAGACCUUCAAACUGAUGGAGCAGCUUGCCAACAUCGCUAUGAGACAGCUGUUGGACAAUGAGAGCUUCGCUGCAGAUCUCUCCCUCCCCAAACCCGGCAAGACCCUCAAAAACGUCUCCACGCUCAAAAGGGACUUGGAUGCCCGUGCAAAGAAUGAGCGAUACAGAAUGCUCUUCCGGCUCACACAGGACGAGCGUUUGGACGGACACACCGACUGCACGCUCUGGACACCGUUCGCUAAGAUGCACGUCGUUGGACAAAUGUUUGUGUCUAACAACUACAUCUGCUUUGCCAGUCGAGAGGAAGAUCUGUGCCAGCUUAUCAUUCCACUGAGAGAGGUCUCUAUAGUGGAGAAAGCAGACAGCAGCAGUGUUUUGCCCAGCCCACUGUCAAUCAGCACUAAAAACAAGAUGACCUUCCUGUUUGCCAAUCUUAAAGACAGAGACUUCCUGGUUCAGCGAAUAUCUGACUUCCUGCAGCGGACUCCUGACAGACCUUGUGGCCUAAAUGUCCAAUCGGAGACCCCCAGCCCGAGCACGCCACCCUCUCUUCCCCCAUCUCCUCCUGUUCUGGGGGCUGGAGAGUUACCCCAAAACAAACACUACAGCCCCAGUCUGCCCACCGCUAAGCAGGGCCUCCUGAGAAUCUACCAGCAGGACGUCCCAGAGGAGUUGGGGCCCAAAGUGACGAGAGAGAAGAUGAAAGAAGAAUCAUGGAACAUCCACUUUUUUGAGUUUGGACGUGGUGUGUGCAUGUACCGGACGUCUAAGACCCGAGAGCUGGUUCUGAAUGGGAUACCUGAAAGUUUGAGAGGAGAACUCUGGCUGCUCUUCUCAGGUGCUCAGAACGAGAUGGCCACGCACCCGGGUUAUUACGGCAGUUUGGUUGAGCAGGCGAUGGGUAAAUGCACCCUAGCGACGGAGGAGAUCGAAAGAGAUCUUCACCGCUCAAUGCCCGAGCACCACGCCUUCCAGAACGAGAUGGGCAUCGCCGCCCUGAGACGAGUCCUUACAGCCUAUGCGUACAGGAACCCGGGCAUUGGAUACUGCCAGGCGAUGAACAUUGUAACAUCAGUGUUGUUGUUGUAUUGUACUGAAGAGGAGGCGUUUUGGCUGCUUGUCUCUCUUUGUGAACGGAUGCUUCCUGAUUAUUACAACACUAGAGUUGUGGGGGCGUUGGUGGAUCAGGGUGUCUUUGAAGAGCUCACCCGUGAGUGUUUGCCGUUGCUAUACGAGCACAUGCAGGAGUUGGGCGUCAUCUCCACCAUCUCGCUGUCCUGGUUUCUCACACUCUUCCUGUCCGUCAUGCCUUUCGACAGUGCAGUGCUGCUGGUCGACUGUUUCUUCUACGAGGGCAUUAAAGUCAUUUUCCAGGUGUCCUUGGCUGUGCUGCAUGCUAAUAUGGAUCAACUGCUGUCCUGUUCAGAUGAAGGAGAAGCCAUGACUAUUCUGGGCAGAUAUUUGGACAAUGUUGUAAAUAAACAGACCGUUUCUCCGCCCAUUCCCCACCUUCACGCCCUGUUGACCAGCGGCAACAACCCCCCACCUGAGAUCGACGCCUUUGAACUCAUUAAAUCAUCCUAUGAGAAGUUUGGCAGUCUGCGUGCCGACGUUAUAGAGCAGAUGAGGUUUAAACAAAGGUUAAAGGUCAUUCAAUCGCUUGAAGACACGGCCAAGAGAAGUGUGGUACGAGCCAUCAUGACUGACUCUGCCUUCAGUAUUGAGGAGUUGGAAGAACUGUAUGUUCUGUUUAAGGCGAAACACAUCAUGAGCUGUUACUGGGGAUCGAGCAGCACCGCGGCGGAGCGUCACGACCCCAGUCUGCCGUAUCUGGAGCAGUACCGAAUUGACUGCAUUCAGUUCGUUCAGCUCUUCUCCGCUUUAGCGCCCUGGAGCUGUGGACUUCACACCAACACACUCGCUAGCAGACUCUUCCGCCUGCUCGACCAAAACAAAGACACUCUCAUCAACUUUAAAGAGUUUGUCACAGGACUCAGUGGUAUGUAUCAUGGAGACAUGACUGAAAAACUCAAACUUCUCUACAAACUUCACCUGCCUCCUGCAUUGUGUCCAGAAGAGGCGGAGUCAGCACUUGAGGCAACACAGUUCUUCACUGACGAUGACACACCACAGGAUCCUUCCUUCCUGUCUCAUCUGGACUUCCUGGCACAGGAAGUGACCUCAGGUGAGGAGCUGAAGGAGGCAGGAGACACAUCAACAGCUGGAGACACUGAUGACAAGAAAGAGGAGAAGCCAAAGGACUAUAAAUAUUAUCUGAGAAUGUGGGCCAAAGAAAAUGAGCCAAAGAAAGAGAGUAUUAAAGAUCUGCCCCGGAUGAAUCAGGAGCAGUUUAUUGAAAUGUGCAAGACGCUCUAUAACAUGUUCAGUGAACAUCACAUGGAGCAAGAGCUGUAUCAUGGCAUCGCCACCGUGGCUAGUCUCCUACUGCGAAUCGGAGAGGUUGGGAAGAAAUUCACCAACAACGGCAGUAAGAAAGCCGAACCGCAGCCGCCUGCCACAGAUGAAGUUGUACAGCCAGAGAGAGAAGAUUCGUCUGGGGAUGGUGGAUCAGGACAGUCCCUGGUCUGUAAGGCCUUGGCGGAGGCACAACUGGAAACGCCGCCUCCCACGGCGCCCAGCUCGGACGAAGACGCGAAAGACGACACGUCCGUAUCGUCAUACUCCAUGGUGAGCGCCGGUUCGCUGCAGUGCGAGGACAUCGCCGAAGACACCGUUCUGAUUGGCUGCUUAAAUGCAGUGGGCGGAGACGGGACGGAUCGGAGGAGGGGCAGCGCCCCGGAUGCCGAUUGGUCGAUCACGUUUGAGCAGGUGUUGGCAUCGUUUUUGACGGAAACAUCGCUGGUUGACUACUUUGAGAACAAACAUGAUAUACAGAGUAAAAUAACAGCAUGUAAAUUGCUAAGAGCGGUCGAGAGACAGACCAGUACAUCAAGCGAUCACGAUUUCUCUCUGUCCACACACUGACCGCAAACACACAUACAGACAUGAACACAUGCAUGAACACAGACACGCCGAUGCAAAAGCAUAACUGUAGGUAUGUCGAGACUAACACGUAAGAUAUUAUCCAUAGGAGUUUGAUACUUCUAGUCUGUGUCAUAGUCUACAAAUGGUGUUACAAUCCUUAGCCAGGCGCUUUCUAUACCAGUUAACCGCUCAAGUUUUAGAUGUAAUGACCAUGUUUCACCGAAGUGUCCAGUUUUGAUGGAUUUCCUCUUUUGAAAACGUCAACUAGAGUUCUGGAAAUGUGGAUCAUAGGAUUAAAUACAUAGGCAUCUGAGUUUACCAAAUUAUAUGUAUCUAUAGUAACCGCUUUAGCCUCGAAACGUCACACUAAAUAUUUGAUUUGCACACUCGUCCCAGGUUGGAUUGAAGAGAGAACCUCACACUAAUGUGUAUGUCACUAAUGCUUUCUUGCACGCAUGCUAUAGCUGAAUAUAAUCGGUGUAUUUGGCAGUAAGAAGUGUCCUUUAGGUGAAUGUGAAGAGUCCAUCUUGUAGACUCACUUUAAAACUGGUUUCCUGUGUCCUUACCCCCAUUUGGAUAGAAAAACAAUCAUCUCUGCACACUCUGCUUUGGCUCAAAUCCCUUACCAAGUAGUCGUUUACCUGCGCACUGAUAAAAACAAUAGCUUUACUGUUUCUAAGUUGGCCAUUGCCUUACUGAAAUGAUCAGACACUUACCGCUCAUGUUGGCUGGUCACAGCCUUGUUUAUCGUAACAUUUGUUAACCAGAAUCGACAUAAACGUUACUGCAGUGGGUCUAGCUUUUCUUUGCGUUAAUAUAUCCUUUACCACGUAAAGCAGGGCUCGUUUCGGUUUAUUCUAAAAAAAUUAAUAAAAUGGAUUUCUUUACCUCUAGAGUAAGCAAGUACAAUCAUUGUGCCUUUUUCAUGAAACGCAUGCAGAUUGACUUUGUGUAAAUACUUACGUUCUCAAGCUAAUUAUUGCAUUACAUGCUCAAAAAAUGUGUGUACAUUUUUACGUAAAUUGAUGCGUUGAAUUCAAAACACCAAUUGUGAAAAUGCCUUGCACAAAUUGUAGCAUAGAAUUCAAAAGGGCAUUUGAAUGCAUUGAAUUAAAAACGGCAAUUGUGGAAAGGUUUUGCGCAAAUUGACGCAUUGAAUUCAAAACAGUAUUAGUAAAAACAUUUGACAUAAAUUGAUGCAUUGAAUUCAAAACGGCAUUUGUAAAAACAUUUUUACGUAGUCGCAUUGAAUUCAAAAUACCAAUUGUUAAAAAAAAAUUCAGUUGUGGCAUUGAAUUAAACACGGAACUCGUAAAAAGUUGAUUAUUGUAUUGAAUUAAAAAUGCUAUUCAUACAAACCUUUAUGUAAAUUGCUGUUUAAAAUUCUAAAUGGCAUUCGUAAAACAAAUUGCGCAAAUUGAAUAAUUUUUUUAAUUCAAAACAGAAUUCGUAAAAAUAUUUUUACAUAAAUUGAAGCGUUUAAAACAGCAUUCGUAAAAACAUUACAUAAAUUGAUGCAUUGAAUUAUAAAACGGCAUUAUUAAAACAUUUGCGUUAAUUGAUGCAUUUAAAACGACAUUCGUAAAAAUAAAUAUUUACGUAAAUUGAUGCAUUCAAUUCAAAACACCAAUUGUGAAAAUGCCUUGCACAAAUUGACGCAUUGAAUUAAAAAAACGGCAUUAUUAAAAAAUAUUUGCGAAAAUUGAUGCAUUCAAUUCAAAACGGCUAUUGAAUUUUUUUUACAUAAAAUGAAGCAUAGAAUUCAAAAGGGCAUUCGAAUGCAUUGAAUUAAAAACGGCAAUUGUGGAAAGGUUUUGCGCAAAUUGACGCAUUGAAUUAAAACCAGUAUUAAUAAAAAAAAAAUUUAAAUUGACGCAUUGAAUUCAAAACGGCAUUAGAAAAAAACACAUUGACGCACUGAAUUCAAAACUGUAAUAGUAAAAACAUUUGACAUAAAUUGAUGCAUUGAAUUCAAAACGGCAUUCGUAAUUUAUUUUAUUUACAUAAAUUGACACGUUUAAAACAGCAUUCGUAAAAACAUUUUUACAUAAAUUGACGCGUUUAAAGCUGCAUUCGUAAAAACAUUACAGAAAUUAAUGCAUUGAAUUCAAAACGGCAUUCGUAAAAAUACAUUCAUAUAAAUUGACUCAUUCAAUUCAAAAGACCAUUCAAAAAUUAUUUUUACGUUAAAUUUAAAACGCAUUCGUAAAAACGAAUUGGUAAAACCAUUCUUGCAGACAUUUUUGAAGAGAAAAAAAUUCUUAGGAAUGGUUUCCAAAUUAUGUACACUCGUGUUUCAUGAAUUCCCAUCGUGUUCCCAUUUUGAGUUUUUUGUAACUAUUUGUUAAAGUUGCAAACUAUUUCCAGUUCUUUAUAGCUAUGCUUUUUUUGUAUAAAGUGAAGAUGAGAAAAACUCCACAAUGUAAAAACUCAAGAAUACUAGAACUCUUAGCCAGACCAGUGAGUGUUUCACAAUUACAAGAA
Molecule: messenger RNA, 6308 nt
Organism: Xyrauchen texanus (razorback sucker)
Lineage: Eukaryota; Metazoa; Chordata; Actinopteri; Cypriniformes; Catostomidae
Product: TBC1 domain family member 9B
Exons: 23
Coding region: 135-3824 (1229 amino acids)
Molecular function (GO): calcium ion binding
Source: RefSeq, a predicted model, not a curated record